Molecule: messenger RNA, 1348 nt
Organism: Capsicum annuum
Lineage: Eukaryota; Viridiplantae; Streptophyta; Magnoliopsida; Solanales; Solanaceae
Product: myb-related protein Myb4-like
Source: RefSeq, marked provisional
ACCCUUUGCCUAAAUUUCUUCAUUCUUUCUCUCUCUCAGAGUUAGAAAAAACACAAUUCAAAAAUACUCCUACUACAACUUCACAACAAUAUCAAAAUCAUCAAUUGAUAUAUAAGAAGCAAAGAGAGAAAAAAAGAAGAAGAUGGUUAGAGCUCCUUGUUGUGAAAAGAUGGGGUUGAAGAAAGGACCAUGGACACCUGAAGAAGAUCAAAUUCUUGUUUCUUAUAUUCAAGCAAAUGGUCAUGGCAAUUGGAGAGCCCUUCCUAAACUAGCUGGAUUAUUGAGAUGUGGAAAGAGUUGCAGACUUCGUUGGACAAAUUAUUUACGUCCAGAUAUAAAGAGAGGAAACUUCACUAGAGAAGAAGAAGAUAGCAUUAUCCAAUUACAUGAAAUGCUUGGCAAUAGAUGGUCUGCAAUAGCAGCUAGAUUACCGGGUCGAACAGACAACGAGAUUAAAAAUGUAUGGCACACUCACUUGAAAAAAAGGCUUAAAAAUUAUCAGGCUCCUGAAAACUCCAAAAGACACUGCAAAAAGAACAUUGAUUCCAAAGCUCCUAGUACUUCUCAAAUUACCUUGAAAAGUUCACACAAUUUUAGCAACAUCAAAGAAGGCAUUAAUGGGCCCGACCCGAACUCGCCACAAUUGUCGUCUAGCGAGGUAUCGACCGUCACGGCCGAUUCUGAGUCAGUCAUGACGAUGGGUGUCACAAACGAUGGUGAUCAGAUGGACUCGUAUGAAAAUUUUAUUCCAGAGAUCGAUGAGAGUUUCUGGACAGACGAUUUAUUAUCUACGGCCGAUAACUCGAAUUUCGAUAUGGCAAUUAGUGGUGGUGAAGAGUUACAAGGUCAAUUUCCUUUUUAUGACAUGAAGCAAGAAAGUGUGGAGUUAGAUGUUGGAGCAAAAUUAGAGGAUGAUAUGGACUUUUGGUACAAUGUUUUCAUAAAGUCUGGGGACUUAUUAGAAUUACCUGAAUUUUGAGGGGUCAAUUUGGAUGUACUAUAAAAAUUGAAGUAGUGGAAUGAUACCUAAGUAUUUGGUGAUUUUUGGAUUUUCGGGUGUUGACAAGUUUGAAAAUUCAUGUUUAUUUAUUGACCUUUAGUUAUUGAGAGGGCAAACAAAAAAACUCCAAGUCGAUCCUGUUUUCCUUAUCUAGGACAGUAUUUUCUUUUUUCUUUUUUCCAACUUUUAUUUUCCUAUUUUUAUUUUGAACCUUUUUAUUUAGUUUAAUUGGAAAAAGUAUAGUGGAUGGUGAUGUGAAAAGAAAAAUAUUAUCAUGAGAGUAUUAGGAUUAGUAUAGGGAAAAGUCUUCAAGAAACUUUAUUCACAUCCUCCUAACUUUUACUCCUA